Molecule: messenger RNA, 1263 nt
Organism: Penicillium argentinense
Lineage: Eukaryota; Fungi; Ascomycota; Eurotiomycetes; Eurotiales; Aspergillaceae
Product: enoyl-[acyl-carrier-protein] reductase
Exons: 2
Coding region: 1-1263 (420 amino acids)
Biological process (GO): fatty acid metabolic process
Cellular component (GO): mitochondrion
Molecular function (GO): trans-2-enoyl-CoA reductase (NADPH) activity
Source: RefSeq, a predicted model, not a curated record
AUGCUAUCGCGCAGUGCACUCCGAGCUGCAGCUCACAGUAGCCGGCAAAUCGGCCCUCGAUCCGCAACCACGACACCCUCCUUCCCCGCGGUCGCCGGUAAAGCUCAAUGCGCCAGUUCCACCUUGCCCUCGGGUCGGAGGUACAUCUCCAUGUAUGGUUACACACAGGCUAAGGCACUGGUAUACUCGAAAUACGGCGAGCCGAAGGAUGUUCUCAGUCUGCACAAACACUCUAUUUCCGCACCCCAUGGCACCCAAGUGAACUUGCGACUCCUCACAGCUCCCAUGAACCCUGCAGACGUCAACCAAAUCCAAGGCGUCUACCCCAGCAAACCGCCCUUCCAAACCGCCCUCGGCACAACCAUCCCUACCGCAGUCGGCGGGAACGAAGGUGCUUUCGAAGUCAUCUCCACCGGUGCAGGGGUUAAGAAUCUGACCAAGGGUGAUUGGGUCAUCAUGAAGCGGACGGGUCAAGGAACCUGGCGCACACACGCGCAAUUGGACGAGUCCCAGUUAAUUCGCAUCGAGGAUAAGGAGGGCCUCACCCCUCUCCAAGUCGGGACCGUCAGCGUCAAUCCCGUCACGGCUUACCGCAUGAUUAGGGAUUUCUGCGAGUGGGACUGGAUGCGUGCGGGCGAGGAGUGGCUGAUUCAGAAUGGAGCGAACUCGGGUGUUGGUCGCGCUGCGAUUCAGCUUGGACGUGAGUGGGGAAUCAAGACGCUGAAUGUCGUCAGGCAGCGGAAGACACCAGAAGAGACGGAGGCGCUGAAGCAAGAGUUGAAGGAGUUGGGUGCGACGGUUGUCAUCACUGAGGAGGAGAUGCUGACAGGAAACUUCCGCGAUAUGGUCAAUGAACUUACUCGUCAGGGUCGGGAGCCGAUUCGUCUUGCGCUCAACUGUGUGGGUGGCAAGAAUGCUACGGCGCUGGCGAAGACUCUGGCGCCAGAUUCGCAUAUGGUGACCUACGGUGCAAUGUCGAAGCAGCCGGUGGCUCUCCCUUCGGGGCUUCUGAUCUUCAAGAACCUCUCUUUCGAUGGAUUCUGGGUGAGCAAGUGGGGUGACAAGAACCCACUGCUCAAGGAGAACACCAUCAAGGAUGUUCUGCAGCUCACUCGUCAGGGCCGCUUCCGUGACAUCCCCGUGGACAAUGUGCAUUGGAGCUGGGACGCCGAAGGGCAUGCGCUGGCAGAGAGCGUCCAGGGCACCCUGGGUGGAUACCGCAGUGGAAAGGGCGUGUUUACCUUCACCGGUGGCGAUGAGUAA